This is a messenger RNA of Pogonomyrmex barbatus (red harvester ant), 1777 nucleotides long. RefSeq names its product SHC-adaptor protein (gene Shc). NCBI's taxonomy places the organism in Eukaryota, Metazoa, Arthropoda, Insecta, Hymenoptera, Formicidae. The record is from RefSeq and is a predicted model, not a curated record. Gene Ontology annotation, molecular function: receptor tyrosine kinase binding. Gene Ontology annotation, cellular component: plasma membrane. Gene Ontology annotation, biological process: intracellular signal transduction; cell surface receptor protein tyrosine kinase signaling pathway.
GCGUAUGCGAUCACGUCGAGUAGUCACGCCUAAUCAUGCCUAUGGUGUACGUGUAUGUGUCAAUGAUCUAACUCUCAUGGGCUCGAUAGACGUCAGAGUAAUCAGUGAAGCCAGCAGUGAUAAUUCGUGGCUUAUUGGUAAUCAGAUAUUUUUGGUGCAAUGAUCGACAUGUCAUUGUCCAGUUGGUAAACAAUCCGAUCGCUGGUGGUCGAUCACAGGAAUCGUUCAUCAGCAAUGGCCACAGGUGGUAGUAGUUUUAUCAGUAAACCAGCCAGAGGAUGGUUACAUCCAGAUCACCUAGUAAGUAAGGAAGGAAUUAACUAUACAGUGAGGUAUAUUGGAUGUCUUGAAGUAUAUACAUCUAUGAAAAGCUUAGAUUUUGAAACACGUUCAUGCGUUGCCAAGGAAUGUAUAAAUAGAGUCUGUGAAGCUGCCGGAUUGAAAUCUGCUGACAAAAAAAGAAGAGUUGACAGGAAAGUGUUGAGAGCUAUAGCAGAUAAGCCUUGCUUGGAACAUAGUGCUGUCACUGUUAAUUUGAGUAUUAGCAGUUGCAGUUUAUCCUUGACUAAUAUCGAAACUGGGCACAUUAUUGCUAAGCAUGACAUGCCACGUAUAUCUUUUGCCUCUGGUGGGGAUACGGAAAUACUGGAUUUUGUUGCAUACGUUGCUAAAAACAUGCAAGAAUGGCGUGCAUGUUAUGUCCUUGAAUGUACAGGUGGUUUAGCACAGGAUGUUAUAUCUACUAUUGGUCAAGCAUUCGAACUUAGAUUUAAAGAGUUUCUUACAAAACCAAGUUCUCUGCAUCCGGUGCUAAAUGGUGUCAGAGAAGCAGAUCGAGAUUAUUACAACGAUUUACCAGGAAAAGUACCGCCAGAUAUUGGACCACCACCAGUACCUCCUUUGCCUACUACAGCGUCCACACUGCCUAAUCUGAAGCACCAUCAAAAUCACGCGUCGCGCAUUCACGCACAAAAUAUCGCAGUUGAUUCAUUUUCAGCUACUGCAGAUAGGCAUCAGCAGUUGGCAGAAACUGGAAACCUAAUUGAUUUGAACUCAGAUAGCACUAUAUCGUCAUCAACGAAUUUAAAUAUGUCUGAACACAAUUACGUAAAUGACAGUGUUAUAGCUGCAAACAGAGACAAUCAUCGUGAUCCAGCAUCACUUUUUGAUGUUUUCGAUAUGCAACCGUUCAGUUCUGCAAUAUCAGAUAUGAACAAAUUAAGCCCUCGAUCACAAAAGGAGCAAUUGAAACAAGAGAUAUGGUUUCAUGGAAGUGUUAGUCGAUCUGAAGCAGAAUCCAUGCUUACUAGAGAUGGCGAUUUUUUGGUUCGAGAAUCAAAACAAGGUUCUCCUGGCCAGUAUGUUUUAACUGGAAUGAAUAAUAAUAUCCCAAAACAUUUAUUACUGAUUGAUCCUGAAGGUGUUGUUCGCACAAAAGAUCGUGUAUUUGAUAGCGUGAGUCAUCUAGUAAAUCAUCAUUGUGACAAUGUAUUGCCUAUCAUAUCGGCUGACAGUGUUUUAGUAUUGCGUUAUCCUAUCCCCAGGCAUACAAAUUAUUGAUUUUAAUAUUAACUAAGGACUAAACUUGGUAAAGAUUUUCCAUGUAAUUAUUUUCCACAUCUUUGGAUGCGAAAAUUUUUAGCAAGUUUUGGCCUUAUGUGAUAUUUUUAGAAUCAGUCACUUCACACAAAAUAUAUACAUUUAUAAAUAUAUAGAAAUAUAUAUAUUGUUUGUAGUAUCUUUUUAUUGUAUAAAUGAAUAGAUGAUUUAUGAAUAU